Suillus paluster is the source of this 1668-nucleotide messenger RNA. RefSeq lists its product as uncharacterized. The record is from RefSeq and is a predicted model, not a curated record. Gene Ontology annotation, molecular function: protein binding. Lineage: Eukaryota; Fungi; Basidiomycota; Agaricomycetes; Boletales; Suillaceae. The transcript has 13 exons. Bases 1 to 1668 code for a protein of 555 amino acids.
AUGGGUAAAGCGAUUCAGAAGCUGUGGGAUGUAUUUGAACAGGGCAUAAAUGAGGUUGCGGUAUCACGGAAUAGUCGAUGGCUCGUCACUGCUUGUGAAGAUUCUGAUAGCGGGGAGCUCAAUGCCUGUGAGGUCGAGACAGGGAACAAGAAAACAUUCCAAGGCCACGCAGACUGCAUCGAAUGCCUCGAUAUCUCAGCGGACGGCACACUCCUGGCGGAUGGGUCAGAAGACGAACAUAUAGUAAUCUGGAGCUUGGACGCUGGCAAACUCAUGGCUGGUCCAUUCAAGAGUGACUCCGACAGUCUUGAGGUGUGGGAUGUCCAAUCACAGAAAUGGGAGGUCUCAGUCGAAGCGAAAUCUAGUGACCAAGGAUCAAUGCUUCUCAUCAUGAUAUUACCUGUGACACAUGUGCCAGUGUUCCGGACAACGAAGGACGGGACCAUUGUAGCCGCACUGUUCUACUUCACAGAUCGCAAGUCCGUCACAGCGAUCCAUGAGUUUGACGCGUUGACCCUGGGGAUCGUCGGGCCUUGGGCCUUCGAAGGGCGCACCAGCACCAUCAAUGGUCUAGUACUUUCAUUUGAUGGUGCUCUCCUCGCUAGCGCUUUCAAAGACAAGACCAUCAAGCUCUGGGCCUUCGAGUCUCGCCAACUCCUGGCUUCAUUUGACGCCAAUGCACCUAAAAAUAUUGAUCUACUCAAUUCCGACGCGACACGCCGUGCCACCAUGUUUUUCCUCGGCCCAGGCCUCGACUCAAGGGCAUUCAUAUUUGGAUUCCCGCGAGAACCCUCGACACCCACCAACACCACCCACCCCGUUCGUGCAGGUCAUGCUCCGCCACAUAUUGUUGAUGUUCCUCUCGCGUGGGGUGAAUUGCGCCACGUAUGCGACGCUCCAACCGACAUUCAUACCAGCAUCUGUGCCCAGGAAGCUAAUACCAGUACACCUAAAGAUCCAAAACUCGCUAAUUUGCUCAGUGAUCCUACUCAUCAACGCCACUCUGUUAAUCCCAUUAUUGCAGUCCGACACGACGCGCCACGCCGCGCGUUGCAACCCAGCGAUAUCGUCUGUCAGACUUCCCGGCCCCCACCCGCAAAGACAACUGUCUACAGUAGAGCAAUCCCCUUUCCUUCGUCACCUCCGCAAACUUCUUCGUUCUUCCUGCGCGAAUGCAGUUCCUCCUCUGACUUGACGUAUCUCCUUGCAGUUCCCUGCUACAUCGGUCCUACCUUCCAAUCGCUUUCCCUUGGCGCAGGCCUCGACUCGGGCAUUCACAUAGGAAUCUCCGCGACAACUCUCGACCCACACCAGCACCGCCCACUACCUUAUCCUCUCCCGCUGCCUCCAGUGUUGGCCUACACCGCAUAUUCACCUGGUGGCCUGUUCGUGCAGGCCAUACUCCGCCAGCUAUUCUUUAUGUUCCUCUCGCGUGGGCGUCACGCUGCAGCGGGUGCUCCCGCCCAGGAUGAUGAUGACUCAAUACGUGAUCAAGACUUUGUUCCGGACCAGAAAUCACGACCAUCAUCCGCAGGAGCCCAGACUAAUGCCGGAUUUCCAUGGUUAUCACCCAUCGUAUGCGUUCGUUUUGCAUCUGCAUCAGAGUUGAAUCUAACGACGCGAUCCGUUGUGUCUGUGCGUGUCUGGGUGUUUUUGAUCUCCACUUAG